Gongylonema pulchrum is the source of this 363-nucleotide messenger RNA. The record is from the annotation of a GenBank genome assembly. Lineage: Eukaryota; Metazoa; Nematoda; Chromadorea; Rhabditida; Gongylonematidae.
GUGGAAAUAGCAACCGGUUUGCAUCCAUAUUCUAAAUGGAAAACACCAUUCGAGCAGCUGAAACAGGUGGUUCACGAACCAGCGCCAAGAUUAUCUCCCACCUUAGGCUUCUCCGAUAACUUUCAGGAUUUUGUUGCUCAGUGCUUAACGAAAGAUUACAACGACAGGCCAAAAUAUCCUGAUCUUUUGGCUCAUAAAUUUCUAAAUGAUGCCCGCAAUGAUCGUAGAUUCUCAAUGGGAGCAUUCGUGCAACAAAUUCUUGGAAUAACGGAACGUGAGCAAGGAUCUACACUUUAUAAUUUCAGCGUUGAAACUCCGGUUUCUUCUUCCAGCGGCCAUGAUUCUCAGCAGUCAUUGACUUAG